CACCCAGGGGGGGUUUAUACCCGCACACAGCCUGCGAUCUCCUCAAUCCAGGCAGCUCAAUGAAGGUGGACAGUCAAGUAACGAUGGAGCGUCUCACAAUUUUUGUGGCCGUUGUGUCUUUGGCCUCAGGAUUCAAUGACUGCCGGCUGGACUAUGAUGGCAUAUGUGUCCGGUACACGGAGACCUGCCCGGAGGGAUACAUUCACUCCUACACCCCUCGCUGUGGGUUCAUGACGUACUGCUGCUACCCACGACACCACUCCAGCGGGGGUCAUCACGAACCUGCCACGCCCUCCCCCAUCAACCAGCGGCCGCCUGGCACUUCGGUAACUAAACCCCAUCAGACAGAUUGUGAAACCAUUUAUAAGGGGUACUGUGUCAACUACACAGAGCCGUGUCGAAGUGGUGACGCGCUUUCAUUCAGCCACUGCGGUUUUCUUAAACUCUGCUGCCAUCCUGAUUUAUAUCAUCCGGGCACUGGAGGAUCGAAUCUAGGACCCGGAUCAGGCAGCCAUGUAACCGGACCAAACCAUCAUACUACAAACAGCCAACCUAUUCUCCCAGCACUACCAACCAACUCAUCUGGCGCCGGUGUAGAUUCACGCACCUGUGGCGUCACCUUGGUGGGUCACAAUCACAGGAUUGUGGGAGGGGGUCCUGCUGAACCCCACGAGUACCCCUGGCAGGUGUCGCUACGGUACAACGGUCAGCAUCUGUGUGGAGGGACCCUCAUCCAGGACCAGUGGGUACUGACUGCGGCCCAUUGCUUCCAGCAAACCUACGGCAACUACUGGACAGUCGGCAUCGGCCUUCACGACAUCUACAACGUCCAGGUCAGCCAAGUGAUCGACGCAGCCCGUGUGUUCACACACUCUGGGUACAGCUCCAGCACCAACUCCAACGACGUCGCCAUGAUCAAGCUGGCCAAGAGGGUGGACACCCAACACAAAGACACCAGGGCGGCUUGUUUACCUGACAGAGACGAGGCCUUUGAUGGGUUGGUUUGUACAGUCACAGGAUGGGGAGCGGCAUAUUCGGAGGGUCACAUCCAGCGUUUCCUGCAGGAGGUGGACGUGCCCAUCAUGAACAACAAGCUCUGCUCCUACUACAUGGGAAGCCACAUCCACACCUCCAACAUUUGUGCCGGAUACUCGCAGGGCGGCAAAGACGCGUGUCAGGGAGAUUCUGGCGGCCCCCUAGUGUGCAGGAGGGGUGGAGUGUGGAAGAUAGCGGGCGUCGUGUCCUGGGGUAUCGGGUGUGGCCAGAAGAACGCCCCCGGAGUAUACACCCGUGUCUCCUCCUUCCUUGACUGGAUCGAAGAUAUCAUAAAGAAAUAUGAUUUGUCAGGUAUUCCAUACACUCGCUUAUCUUGUCUUAUCUUGCCAAAUGUUCAGUUUGCCGAGUUCAUUAUGUCGACUUUAAAAAUCUUCCUCAGUGCUUGCCUGGUCCACAUGUCCCUUGGCCAAACUACAGAAUGUGAGUCUCAAUAUGGCGGCCACUGCCGUGGUCUGUUCGGGUCGUCGUGUAACCCAGGGGAACUCCAGACUCUUAGUCACUGCGGCUUCCUCAACUUCUGUUGUUACCCGGACCCCAGCACUGCGCAUGUCACACAGGCGCCCGGACAUGUCUCGCACGGGAAUGGGCAGUGUGGUGGGUCCAACCCAGCUAGGAUUGUCGGCGGCACCCUGGCCGUAGCGGGAGAGUUUCCCUGGCAGGUAUCGAUGCGUUACCAUGGAGACCACUUGUGUGGGGGUACCCUGAUAGACAACCAGUGGGUCGUCACGGCAGCACAUUGCUUUGAAGACACCUUCAGGAGCGGCUGGACGAUGGUUGUAGGAGCUGUUGACAGUAACCACGUCCAGAGCAGCCACAUAUAUAAAGUCUCCCACAUCUUGUCCCACGCCGACUACGACUCCAAGACGAACGCUCACGACAUUGCGAUGGCGAAACUUUCUAAGCCUGUGGAUCUCUCUGCUCGAUUUGUAGGAUCUGCUUGUUUGCCGUCGAAGGGGGAGAACUUUGACAACGUUGUAUGUACCGUGACUGGAUGGGGGUCAACAGAGUUCGAUGGACAAGGUACUCGAAUGCUGGAGAAGGUAAACGUCCCGGUCAUCACCAACAGUAUGUGUAGCUACUACCUCGGCAACGUCAUCUUCGACCACAACAUCUGCGCUGGGCUGACAGCAGGAGGGAAGGAUGCUUGUCAGGGAGAUUCCGGCGGCCCCCUGGUGUGUAAAACUGGUAGUGUGUGGAAACUGGCGGGUAUUGUUUCCUGGGGUUACGGAUGUGGGGACAAAGCGACACCCGGUGUCUACACGCGCGUGUCCUCAUUCAUGAGCUGGAUUGAAGGUGUCAAGGCUAAAUACCUCCUCUACUUGCCCGGUGCUAGGUGCCGCCUCAGCAGUCCUGUUGGUCGUCUUGCUAUAAUGUUGUCUUCCCUAGCCCUCCUGGUACUCGCCUGUCUCAUACGGGGCAGUCUCCAACAAACAGAAUGUGAGUCUCAAUAUGGCGGCCACUGCCGUAGUCUUUUCGGGUCGUCGUGUAACCCCGGGGAACUCCAGACACUCAGUCACUGCGGCUUCCUCAACUUCUGUUGUUACCCGGACCCCAGCACUGCGCAUGCCACACAGGCGCCCGGACAUGUCUCGCACGGGAAUGGUCAUUGUGGCGUUCCCGAGGUGAGCCGGAUAGUUGGGGGAUCGACAGCUGUAGCAGGGGAGUUCCCAUGGCAGGUCUCCCUGCAGUACAACCAGGGACACAUGUGUGGAGGUACCCUGAUUGACGACCAAUGGAUUGCCACUGCAGCUCACUGCUUCGAAGACACUAAUUUGGGUAACUGGGACGUCGUGAUGGGAGGCAUUGACAACUACCACGUUUACCAGAAACAGGUGCACAAAAUCGCCCACAUCAUCAGGCACGCCAGCUUCAACAGCAAAACCAACGCUCACGACAUCGCCUUGGUGAAACUCUCACAGCCAAUCGCCGAGGGAAGGAUGCUCAAGCCAGCAUGCCUGCCUGCUUCAGGGGAGAACUUCGACAACGUGGUGUGCACUGUCACCGGAUGGGGAGCCACUCAUUUCAAUGGACAAGGCACGCGUUAUCUCGAGAAGGUAAACGUUCCCGUCAUCACAAACAGCAUGUGUAAAUACUACCUCGGCAACGUCGUCUUCGACCACAACGUCUGCGCUGGUCUGACAUCAGGAGGAAAGGAUGCUUGUCAGGGAGACUCCGGCGGCCCCCUGGUGUGUAAAACUGGUAGUGUGUGGAAACUGGCGGGUAUUGUUUCCUGGGGUUACGGAUGUGGUGACAAAGCAACACCCGGUGUCUACACGCGUGUGUCUUCAUUUCUAAGCUGGAUUGAAGGUGUCAAGUCUAAAUACUAGUUUCACUCAAUAAAAUAAAUCACGCAUAAUA
Haliotis rufescens (red abalone) is the source of this 3414-nucleotide messenger RNA. Its product is annotated as transmembrane protease serine 9-like. The transcript has 22 exons. Gene Ontology annotation, molecular function: serine-type endopeptidase activity. Bases 60 to 3383 code for a protein of 1107 amino acids. The record is from RefSeq and is a predicted model, not a curated record. Gene Ontology annotation, biological process: proteolysis. Lineage: Eukaryota; Metazoa; Mollusca; Gastropoda; Lepetellida; Haliotidae.